AGUUUUUAUACUCCUUCAAAGAAUGAGGGUAUUUAGACUUUUUCAAAAUAGGGUACUUUAGACUUUUUAUAAAAACCAUCUUCUUUCCCAACCCAUUACAAACUUAGUAGUCCCAGCCGCCCUUCCAGAGAGAGACGGACAGGAGAGUUGGUUAAAGCAACGCCGCAGCUAUGAGUCUGGUAGCGAAUGAAGAUUUCCAGCACAUUUUGCGUAUCCUCAACACCAACGUUGAUGGAAAGCAGAAGAUUAUGUUCGCUCUCACUUCCAUCAAAGGUAUCGGCCGCCGAUUUGCUAACAUCUGCUGCAAGAAAGCCGACAUCGACAUGAACAAAAGGGCUGGAGAGCUGUCUUCUGCUGAGAUUGAAAAUCUGAUGACGGUUGUUGCGAACCCCCGUCAGUUCAAGAUCCCAGACUGGUUCCUUAACAGGCAGAAGGAUUACAAGGAUGGUAACUAUUCACAGGUUGUAUCCAAUGCUUUGGAUAUGAAACUCAGGGAUGAUCUUGAGAGAUUGAAGAAAAUCAGGAACCAUCGUGGCCUGCGACACUACUGGGGUCUUCGUGUACGUGGACAGCACACUAAGACUACCGGACGCAGGGGAAAGACUGUUGGUGUCUCCAAGAAGCGUUGAGAGAUUUUGAUUUUACACCCCCAUCUGUUCAUUAAAUUAUGUUCUGUUUGUUAUUCAAAUUUUGGUUAAAUAUACAAUGAAUGGUGUGGUUUUAGCACUUGGAGUUCCUGUUUCCUAAGCAUGUGAGCCUUAAGGGUUUUCAAUCAAAGUAGACAGCCUUUUGCUUCAUCUACAUUCCUAAUUUGCUGAAGUACGUGAUGAGUUUUUUAAGAACUUCUAAAACCAUGUCUGUGGGUUUAAUGCCGCCUUCUGUAAUGUCGAUUCUUUACCUUCAAAUGUUAUCUUUUAUCGUUGGAUAGGUAUGAUGUGGUUGUAGAAUAAUGGAUCAGGCAGUAAACCUGAACUUGCC
Messenger RNA from Cuscuta europaea, 978 nucleotides. The record is from the annotation of a GenBank genome assembly. NCBI's taxonomy places the organism in Eukaryota, Viridiplantae, Streptophyta, Magnoliopsida, Solanales, Convolvulaceae.